Messenger RNA from Onychostoma macrolepis, 2530 nucleotides. RefSeq names its product calcium channel, voltage-dependent, gamma subunit 1a (gene cacng1a). The record is from RefSeq and is a predicted model, not a curated record. Gene Ontology annotation, cellular component: L-type voltage-gated calcium channel complex; membrane. The transcript is spliced from 4 exons. NCBI's taxonomy places the organism in Eukaryota, Metazoa, Chordata, Actinopteri, Cypriniformes, Cyprinidae. Gene Ontology annotation, biological process: calcium ion transmembrane transport; regulation of calcium ion transmembrane transport via high voltage-gated calcium channel. Bases 185 to 862 code for a protein of 225 amino acids. Gene Ontology annotation, molecular function: voltage-gated calcium channel activity; calcium channel regulator activity.
GCUCCUUUUAUCCAUGCACAAGCACAGUGCUGCACAGAGACCUUAAGAAUCAAGAACGAUCUGGAUCAGGUCUCUGUAUACUGUCCAGAUAUUCAGUGAUUCUUUAACUGUUUCACUUCAUUAGAGUUAUUUUCGUGUCAAUUGUUUUAUUUUAUUUGUCCAUUAGCAGUGGAUUCUGGACAAAAUGCAGAAGGAAACCAAGAUAAAAAUCUUGUUUUUUGUGAUCAUGGUGGGCUCAGUGUGCAUGUUAACAGCGGUGGUGACAGACCACUGGGCUGUGUUGAGUCCUCGAGUGGAGAACGUAAACACAACAUGUGAGGCAGCCCACUUUGGCCUUUGGAGACUUUGUAAGAAACACAUCUACAUUGAGGACGAGGAAUUAAUUGGUAAAGGUUGUGGACCUAUCAGCUUACCGGGGGAAAUCAACUGCUCUUACUUCAGACACUUCACACCAGGGGAAGAUUCUGAGAUCUUUGAAGUUAAAACUCAGAGAGAAUACAACAUCUCAGCAGCUGCGAUAGCCAUCUUCAGUCUUGUCUUCAUGAUUCUGGGCACAUUGUGUGUGUUGGGUUCCCUCAGAAAGGGAAAGGACUAUCUGUACAAGCCUGCCGGCAUGUUCUUUGCUUUUGCAGGUCUGUGUGCCAUCAUAUCAGUAGAGGUAAUGCGUCAGUCAGUCAAGAGGAUGAUAGAAAGUGAGGAAACUAUCUGGAUCGAGUAUUACUAUUCCUGGUCUUUUGCGUGUGCAUGCACGGGUUUUGUCCUGCUCCUCCUCAGUGGAAUUGGUCUGCUGCUGGUCUCCAUGCCACAGAUGCCUAGAAAUCCCUGGGAAACCUGCAUGGACGCUGAGCCUGAACAGAUAUAGAGCAGGAAUUCCAGAUUCCAGCAGGUAAACCACUUUCUCAAAAUAUAUCUAGACCUCUUUGAUACAAUGUCAAAGCUUGACAAGCAGAGGUCGUAAAAUGAGCUCAGUAACUUCCUUUUUUCCUCUUGCGAACUGGCACUGAAAAACAUAGGUGUGUAACACACCCUUUUACUUCCAACCAUGCCAGCAAGAAGCCAAGCUUUUCAAUUAUUUUUAUUUACAUAUAUGUAACAUUUAGCAUCAUAUUGUAUAAAAUUUUUGAGAUGUAAUAUGAAGAGUGCAGCUGGCAUUAUGUAGCUGGAGCUUUUGAGUAAUAAUGCCGUACAUUAACAGACAUACAGGGAACGUUUACAACAAUGGGAUGGUUUAAAUGGAGAAGUGUUGCAAAGAAACCGUGAUUGUUAGCGUGAAGGAUUGAAAAAUUGUUAACAUCUGACUAGCAUAUGUUCAGACGCUGAUUUAAGUGGAAAAAUUAAUCUGCGCUAAUUUGCAGAUAGUGAAUAGUGCAGUGGUGUAAUGCCACAAGAUUUUGCUCCAGAAAGCAUAAUUCAUAUCCUGUAAGUGGAUUUAUUUUAUUUUAUAUUUUUAAGAUGUGUGAAUGCUACUUUGGUUUUGUGCUUAAUAAAUCUCAUUUUAAUGAUAGCCAUUUUAACAAUAAUUAUCUUUUGCCUGGGCACAGUGAUGCUCUCAACUGCCUUGAGCAGAAUGCAAAUGUUUGGUCUGCUGUGGUUGCUGAAUGCUUGGCCAGACAUUUUGGAAUAAUUUCAGAUCUUGCAGGUGCAAAGAAAAUGGCAUCAAUUUCACUCUUAUGUGAAAAAGUAAAAUUAUUCUAAGACUUUCCAAGUCUACAGCUUCCUGAAAUGCACCCACAAACUGUGUUUACAAGCUUGAAAUGGAUUGGUGUGCUCAGUAUUUUUUUUUAGAAGAAUGUACUUCUGUGAUUUAUCAUUUAUGACCCUCUCAGGAACUGUGGUCACUUUUGGGUCUGCACAAAUCCGGUUUAUGUAUCUAACUGUAACAUGUAUAGAUCUGAAAAAAAUCUUCACCCGAUUUUUGGGUGGUGAUUCACCCAAACUGGCCUGUGUGUAUAAAAAAAGAUCUUAACAUCAAAUGUAUUGCCUAUUUAAAUUCAUCAGGGUUUUUGAUAUUAAAUGAAAUACUAUAGAACCUUUUACAUUUAAAGCUCAGUGGGCUUAAAAAGUCUUAUUAGACCUGGUUCCUCAACAAACUCUUUUAUAAAGUUGGCAGUUGGAUUUAGAAUGUGGGAAUCACCGUCACUGACAAACACCAACAGGGUGUCAGAACUAAUAGGGUGUUGUGAGCAGCGCUUGGACAACCAAAGUGAGUUGAGAGCCUGCUUGUGGUCCUUCCAUUUUUUUUAUUUUCUCUCCUAUCAAUUCCUGUCAUUGCCAUUGCUAAAAAAAUAAAAAAUAAAAAAAUAAAAAAAAGCUGGGUGAGCUUACUGACAACAAAUUUUGAGUUUGUAAUGGCAAUUCACAAAAAUCAUUCAUUUGACAGAUAAAACUUUGUAAUUAUUUCUUUUGAUGUUGUUUGCAUGCAGAACAAGAGACCUGGAUGUUUGGAUCAUGUCAUGCUGCCCAACAGAAUAAAUGUAUUUCUGGUAUUAUCACCCUAUGUCAUGAAUUUCUAAUAAAACAAAUAAGCUAA